AUGACUGUUGUUCGUUCUAACGAUCCUUCCCACCCAUUCACAUACACUGUCCCUACAGCACGAACUGUCUACCUCUCUCGGAAGCCCCGACAUUGGAGAAAGGGGUACAAAUCACCUUCCUCCCAAGGAAAACUGGGGAACUACCUGGGGAAAAUUACGUCCAUCGUCACGGGAAGCCCUGCUUCCUUUCGUUUUCCUUAUCGUCUCAACCCCUUGAUUUUAUACCGCUCUCGCGAUCCUACCUCAAUCUUCUAUGAUAUCCGUGUACGACCCUCUCCGGACCUCGGUCUGAUACCCCAAUCCGUCGGGGAUGUUUACGAACUCGCAACUUCCCCUCCUACCCAACGCCUCCUCAUUUGGCAUCCCAAACUACCCUGGAAGAUUAAGAUUCAAUCCAACUCUCCCAACGGAAUUUCCGUUAUGGACGUCUUGAUUGGGAUACACGAACAGCUGAGGUGUACCAUCGGCCAUCACGAGUAUUAUACUGUAGAGCUGACGUCGGAAGACCGGCAGAGGCUUAGUGAUGCUUUUCAGGUGCGCUGUGGUGGCGACCCCGUCGAAAUGGUUGGCGGUGUCCGCCGAAUCGACUUUCUUGGCCUAGAAUCCUGCUUCGUGGGUCUUUCCCGUAGCCGCAAUGAAACAUGGGAGAUGAAGACGGCGAUUCCUCCGCGCCAAAGGAUGAUCAUUGAUUGA
This is a messenger RNA of Psilocybe cubensis, 693 nucleotides long. RefSeq lists its product as uncharacterized. The record is from RefSeq and is a predicted model, not a curated record. The transcript has 3 exons. NCBI's taxonomy places the organism in Eukaryota, Fungi, Basidiomycota, Agaricomycetes, Agaricales, Agrocybaceae. Bases 1 to 693 code for a protein of 230 amino acids.